Molecule: messenger RNA, 822 nt
Organism: Procambarus clarkii (red swamp crayfish)
Lineage: Eukaryota; Metazoa; Arthropoda; Malacostraca; Decapoda; Cambaridae
Source: RefSeq, a predicted model, not a curated record
CCCCCUAACUGAUCCCCUCCACACCCCCUCUUCCCGCCAUACACGGACAAAAUGAGCCAAGCAAUAGAGAGACGUCGUGACGUAGGGGGGACCGACGUCCUGUCUCCGUUCUACGUUCCCCCCGACCGCAAGACGUCCGCACAGAUCAUCCGCGAGGCGCGGGCGUCCCUCUGCGACACCCCGCUGGUGGGCGGCGCGGGCGUGCAGCGGAUGGGCGUGAGGACGGUGCAGACCAAGCGCCCCUUCACCCCGAGGGAGAGGGAGAGGACGCUCUUCAGCGGGACGGUUACCAGCCGAGGGGAGAGGCCCCCCAGCUCCUUCACACUAUCGCCGCUUCACUUCGACAGCAGUGAAGCCAAUGGUCGGUCGUCAGCGGCAGGCCCCAGGCUCCUGCCCCUCGCCUCCGCCAAGCUGCGACUGGACGAGGGUGACGCGUCCAAGCUGCCCGCCUUGGUAUCCUCGUCUCGGAGGGUUCAGAGACACCAAUUUCGCACUUUCUCCCUCUGUGACUUGCCAGAGGAGACUGAAGAAGGGGAGGAGCCCGGGCGUACCCCAAGGAAAACUCUGGGUAUCCCUCCCAGGAGUUCCACUCUCACCACUCUACACAGCUUGUCUUCUCAGGACAGCGAGGACAAGGAGGAGAAUGAAAACUCUCACAACAGCAGCCCCAGCCCAGAGUCGCGCCCCGAUGACAUCAAAAAGUCGGUUGCUGGCAGUAUCGUAGAUAUUGAGACGGAGCUUAGAGCAGAGCAGAGCUGUGUGGCUGGAGUCGCGGAGCUUGAUACGGAAGAGCGAGGCGGCCAGAUGCGGGAUGCUUCCUAG